UCAAUUAAUAUAUUUAAUUUUUAGCGAGUCUUCAGACCUUUGCUACGAUCCCAACCUGCCUGGUUGGUGGAGUACUCGGAGAAUGGUUGGGCAGGCGAAUGAGUUGCAGAUUGAUAGGUCCUCUGUAUAUUCUGGGUAACCUGUGCAUUUCAUUCUCACCUGAUCUCAAGAUGCUUUAUUUUGGAAGAAUAGUUUGUGGUGUAGCCUCAGGACUAUCAUCUUCUCCUGCAGCGGUUUAUGUGAUAGAAAUCAGUACUCCUUUAUGGAGAACAUCGUUUAAUGCUGGACUCAGUGCUUUUUAUAUGUUUGGAACAUUUCUCACAUACUUCCUGGGGAAGUGGAUAGGAUGGAGAGCACUAUCCAGUGUAUCCUGUAUCCCUCCUCUACUGAGUACAGUUCUACUUUGUUUUAUCCCUGAGUCGCCCUCCUUCCUUCUAACAAAAGGAAGAAAUGUUGAAGGGAAGAUGGCCCUGCAAUGGUUGAGAGGAGACGAAUAUAACAUUGAAAAGGAAUAUCAGGAACUUCUCACCUCGGUUAAUAAACUGAGAAAAGACUCUAUGAAGAUUGAAGAAAAUUUUCUAAAAAAAUGUUUAAGAGAUUUGAUGUCGUUGUUGUUAAACCUGAUUCGACCUGAUGUUUGGAAACCUUUACUUAUAAUUAUUAUUAUCAUGUUUCUUCAACAGUUUACAGGUUUGGCGACGAUAUCGUUCUACGCUGUAUCUAUAAUGGAAUCAGCUGGAUCCUCUAUAGACAAGUACACUGCAACUAUCCUCUACGGUCUAGUUCGCUUACUAGCUUGCUUCUUUGGAUCUUACCUUAUAAAGAAAGCUCCAAGAAAACCUCUUUUCAUAAUUAGUUCUCUUUUGGUUUCUCUAGGAAUGGGUUUACUUGGACUCGCAGUUUAUCUCCAAGAGGUUCAAGGAGUCACAGGCUUUGCUAUAGGCCUGCUUCCGCUUUUUUCUGUAUUUAUUGUAGCAAUAUCCUACCAGGCAGGUCUAGGGCCCAUCCCCUGGUCUUAUCAAAGUGAACUGUUUCCGGUUGACCUGCGCAGCUGGAUGAGCGGUAUUUCCGGUUGUAUUUCUCAUCUUUACGUCUUCCUCACUAUUAAAACAUUUCCUUCAGUACAGUACACAUUCUCCCCCCAUGGUGCGUACUGGUUCUACGCUUGUAUUGGUUUAUUAGCAGCAAUCUUCGGAGCUACAUUUCUUCCGGAUACAAAGGGUAAAAGUUUGGCUGAAGUUUCAGAAUAUUUUACCUCCAGCUGUUGUAUUCUCAGGAAAAGAAAGAAAGGAGAAAGUACAUCUAUCUCUGAACCCGUCAUCAAUUCUCAAGAAAUAGAUUGUUUAGUUGAAAAAGUUUAAAUUGUAUAUAUUUCAAAAUAUUUAAAAAGAUAGGUUUUGUUUCGAACAUAACAAAACACGCUAGAUUUGAGGUAAAAGCUACAAAUUUAGUAACGUUGCUUUUAAUUAUGUACCAGAAGUACACAUAAUAAAUAGUUAAAUUAUGUG
This is a messenger RNA of Eurytemora carolleeae, 1508 nucleotides long. Its product is annotated as facilitated trehalose transporter Tret1. Gene Ontology annotation, molecular function: transmembrane transporter activity. The record is from RefSeq and is a predicted model, not a curated record. The transcript is spliced from 17 exons. Bases 99 to 1361 code for a protein of 420 amino acids. Gene Ontology annotation, biological process: transmembrane transport. Gene Ontology annotation, cellular component: membrane. NCBI's taxonomy places the organism in Eukaryota, Metazoa, Arthropoda, Copepoda, Calanoida, Temoridae.